This is a messenger RNA of Lytechinus pictus (painted urchin), 6732 nucleotides long. Its product is annotated as 2-phosphoxylose phosphatase 1-like. The transcript has 5 exons. The record is from RefSeq and is a predicted model, not a curated record. Gene Ontology annotation, molecular function: phosphatase activity. Gene Ontology annotation, cellular component: Golgi apparatus. The coding region runs from base 1278 to 2981 and encodes 567 amino acids. Lineage: Eukaryota; Metazoa; Echinodermata; Echinoidea; Temnopleuroida; Toxopneustidae. Gene Ontology annotation, biological process: glycosaminoglycan biosynthetic process; chondroitin sulfate proteoglycan biosynthetic process; dephosphorylation.
GGGGGGGGGGGGGGCAAACAGAAAGGGAGAGAGAAUAUACCAAGAUACAGUGAAGAAGGUAAAACAUUCAGCAAUCAUUAAAAAGUAUAGCUGGAUAAGAUGCCUCAUUCCAUUAACAAUGAUAUUGAUUAUCACAUUUGCAUAAUAUGUAUUUAAAAAAUGUACUACCAGACCAUCAACAGGAAUAUUUAUGUAAAUCGGAAGGAAGAUAAUAAUAUUAAAGUUAAAGAUACUGGGAUCAACAAAUUAAAAAAAGAAAUCUACUUUGCAUUAGGCAAUUGUACCCAGCUCGAGUGGAACUUCACUUCAAUUUUUUUUAAGAGCAAAUAUAAAGAAACAUGAAAGUGAAAGUUUGACCAAAAUGCACCAAAGCUGCUGCAGCUCAGCAAGCAGAAACACAGAUUUUAUAUAAAGAAAGUAAUGUUUUCUUUUGUGAUGUCAUAUUUUGUGCAAGCAUCUCCCCCCAUUUGUCAUGAUAUUAAUUCCCUAUGAUGCAAUCUUAUUUAAGUAAAUGAAACUGAUUUUACCAGUCAGUGUUUUCAAUUAAUAAUAAGUAAUAAUUGAUAUCAGUCAUCUUAUCUCAUGAACCUGAAAAGGGGAGAAUUUAGAACAUUACAUAACACAACAUGGUGCAGCUGCUUGUAUGUUUCAUUAGUCCUUGGUACAUCUGACUGUCAAAAAGUAAGCUCUUUAAAAAAAUCAUAUCAUGUAUCCCCUUUAAAAUGGAAAACAAAGCUUUAAUACAUUUUUACCUGGAGAAUGACACUAUUUUAAUCUCGGUAAUAACAUGAUAUAAUUUUGAUAUGAUAAAAGAAAUGUCUUCAUAUUACACGUUGUACAAAAAAUAUAAAGAUAUCUGUUGAGGGGGGGUAUAUGUUGACUAUUUUAAUCAAGGGAGUCGUGGGUAGGGCACGAUCCUUCAAUUGAAUUAAUACUCUCUUUUCUGCAUCAUUAUUCUGAUCAUUCUUUCAUUAAUUAUUUGUAGAGAAAAUAUAUUUUAAAUGCCAUUUUAGAUUUGACUAAUACUGAAAGAAAUUCCCAUGAUCAGCAUCUCCCAUCUUCCCAAGACGGAAAACUGUACGUCACAGAGUUGAGAGAUGGCGCUAUACCAAAAUUGAAAGCCGAGUCAGAAGUUAUUCUUUGUCUGCUAAUUUUUUCGGUUGACGUGUAAAAGUAAAACGUCACCUGUGGAAAGCUUUGUCAUCAAUUUCUGAGUCAUGAAUGAGGUAGCAGAGAAGCUUUGUUGGAAUAUGCAAAUGAUAUGAUUGUCAGGUGACAUGCCUUCUCAGAACCGCAGCCAACCACGGCAGUCCUCCGGCACGAUGAGAAUGUUUUCAAGGACACGCAUCUGCUUCUUGCUCGUCUGCUGUUGUCUUGCCAUUAUCUUGUGGCUGACUCUAGAGCAAGGUAAGAACUCAAUCGGGGAGGACCUGAAUGCAAGAUGGCUCCAUGCUAAAAUCAUUCCAGAUGCUGAUAUUGAUGUUGAACAUCAUGCUAAUAAAGUGCUAGUGAUGCAGGAUGGGGAAGGUAGCGCAAAGGGAAAGCAUUACCCUGGAAAUGGAAAAGGAAAGAAAACAGAAGACUCCAAGCAGAAUAAAUUGAAAAAGAAGAAGAAGAAAGAGAAAGCACACUAUGAGGAGAUAGAGGUAGUUGAUCUGGGAAUGGAAGCGAAAGAAGCGGAGCAGUGGAUUCAGGAGAAGAUAAAGUUUGGAUAUUGUAAUCCACCAGGAAGAGAGAUACAAGGAGAAGAAGGUAAAUUUAAGUCAGGGUUCGACCUGAAAGCUGUUUACAUGGUAGCUCGUCAUGGCGACAGGACACCAAUGUAUGAAUUCGCAGACCUUCCCAACAGCAACUGGCAUCCGCAGUGGAACUGUGAUCUUAAACAAGCCAUCAAGAAGACCACCUCGGACACCCUCAAGAGGUUUGUUGAUCAAAUGCAGGAUGAGAUCAUCAAAGGUGAAAUGACGGGUGCUUUGGGUACCUUCAAGAGUAUGCCAAUAAGUACCAACGGCAUAUGCAGGAAUUCACAGCUGACACCAAUUGGAUGGCUGCAACACUUGGAGCUUGGAAAGUUCUUCAGGAACAUCUACGGAAGGACUUUGGUCAAGAACCCGGAGUUGCUGCGGAACGUCAGUGUCUUUCAGAGCACCAUGAAUCUGCGGACGCAGCGGAGCGCUUUCGCUUUUAUGUAUAGUUUUCUUGAGAAAGCCACGCUGAACGAUACAAUACGGAUUAAGCGGUUACCCAACGUCAACUUCUGUCCUUUGGAUAUGUGCGCCUGCCCAGCUUUAGACCACUUGAUAAAGGCCAAAGAAACAGAGCAUACCAAGAUGAUGAAAGGCAACCUCAAGUUCAUGAACGUGAUGAGAAGCGUAGCGAACACUCUGUAUGGGACAACGCAAACAUCAAAGUUGCCUGGGAUCAACCAGGUGGCGGAAAUCCUUGGAACUUUAGUCUGUCAUAAUAUGCCAUACCCAUAUGGAACAUCGGGUGCCGUGACCCCUAUACAGCAUGCCGUCUAUCACAAGCUCCUCGAGGAAACAUGGGUUUCACAAUCUCGUGCCAAGGACGGCACGUACGAGAAAGUCGGACGAAUGUUCAUCCAACCGUUACUCACCGAUAUGGUACGCACCAUGUACAAGGUCACCCAAGGUAGAAACGCACCUCGCUUCGUCUUCAACUCUGGUCACGACAUCACAAUAAGACCAAUCGUUGAUGGGCUCAAGCUCUCUGGUCCUGGAUGGCCAAACUACGCAUCCCGGGUGGUCUUUGAGCUGUGGGGUAAGACAGGGUCAAAGGAACACUUCCUGCGUGUCCUUGCAUACGGGAAGGACCAAACGAACAAAGCUUUGUUCUGUAAAGGGAAGAUGACAGACGACGGACUGUGUCCUUUCUCAGCUCUACUGUCCUUUGUCGAGAGAGAGAACAUGGAGUAUUUUCAUUCGGAAUCUUAUAGAGAAGCAUGUGCUAGAACUUUCUGACCAAACUAGCUGUGAAACAUAUACUAGCAAAGAUUGACAAAAUAUUGGUCUUACUCUAUUUCUGUCUAUACUCAUUUCAAGAUUGUUGUAUUUCCUGGCCAAAGUAUUUAUGACUUCAACUUGAUAAACUUGACAAUCUUUCGGAGUAUUUCUCUUCAAAAUCUUAUCCAGAAUCAUGUACUGGAACUGUGCGACCAAACUUCUUUCAAGAUUAAUAGAAUUUCCCAACCAAAGCUUUUAUGAGUAUGAGUCAAAUUGGACAAAGCAUGACAGUCUUUUUAUAGUAAUGUAAUAUAUCAUCAAGAAGAUUGUACAUUUCUUGAAAUCAACAUGACAAAACUUUGCAAUCUGUUCUUUGGUCGCUCUUUUGGAAUUUGUUUUUCUCAUUUCCAGAAAAAUCUAUGAAAUGAAAUUUGUGACCAACCUACUGAUGAAAUAACUUGAUAAUCUUUCGGUGGUGACAUAUAUUUUUUUAAAGACUUAUGUCAAGACCCCUGUCUGCUUUAUACUUACUGAUGAAACUUCUCUAAUGAGACCAACUCAUAAAAAUAGUAAAUGGUUGUUAAAUUCAAAAGCUGGAAAUACUCAUUUGGAGGGAGUUUGACCAAUUAUCAGUUUGCUUCUUUGGCUGCCGUUUUGGCUGCAGAAAUGACUAUUAAAAGCAAGUCCUGACAGACAUUCCUGCUGUUGAAUUUAACAACGAUGUAUUGCAAACUUUGAGUGGAUGAGUGAGAAAACUUUACAUUGGUUCAUUCUUGCCAAAAGUGUGAAAACUUCAUUUUCAAUUGUGUUUGUGAAAUAUUUCUGUUAUGACCCAUGUUAAGAUGCUUGAGGUGGAAGUACUAGAAGUUUAGUGAUCAAAGUAUUUAUGAAACAAACUUCAUAUUCUUGACAUUCUGAAGGUCUUGAAUAAUAUUCAUUCAGACUUUUGCUUUAUGUGUUUUAUAACUUGUUAUCAAACUACCAAAUAGAACAUGUUAGUAUAUUUCUGUUCAGACUGGUUCCAAGAAGCAAUAUCACAGUGCUUUUAUGUACUGGUGAAUCUUGUACCAAACUAGCAAUAAAACUUGGGGGCAUGACAAAUGAAAAAAUUGCUUUCUGGUUUGCAAUUGUCCCAGAUCGGAAUCUAGUUUUCUGAUGAAUGAAUGCAGGGAAUUAUCAAACAUUUCAAACAAGUUUCAGAAAUUAUGGAAUUUUUAUGGUCCCAAGAACUGAAUUUCUUUUCUGUACUGGCAGAGAUGUGGUUCAGUGGAUAAGUAUCCAGCCUCUAAAUCACUGGGUUCCUAGUUCAAAUCUUUGCUGCAGCGUUAACAUCCUUUGGCAAGACAUUAAUCUACAUUUGAGAUAAACCUGCACCUGUCAGGAAUUAAUUCCUUGAAAUUCUUGCCAAAACAGGAGAUCUUGACUUCUCUUGUAGAACUAGGUUGUUUCAACAAUAUAUAUGAACUUGCCUAUCAAGUGUGAUUUACAUGUACCAUUUGUAACAAGUGUUUUUGUGUGUAAACAAAAAUGAAAUAAACAUUAACCAAAAAACAAAACUACAGCAAAGAAACAAAUACGCACUUGUAAGACUAAAAAAUUAGCUGGAAUUUAAAGUUGACCAUCAUUCGGUGAUGUAUUUACAGGUCUAUGUGCUGUGUAGAUCUGCUUUUAUUUUUUUUAUGAUCUUUGAUUCUGUAAUUGGGCAUUAUUUGAAAUAGCAUUAAGGGCCUGCCCAAAGAAUUGUUUAAAAGAAGUGAUAUAUUAGAUAUAGCAUUGUGGAUUUAAUUCUGUAUAUUUCUCCAAACUGAAUAUACUGUAGAUAAAAUACAUAGAAUGCACAGAUUUGAAUACAUAAUUCGUUUAGGUAAAAUUUCAUUAGAAAUGAGUUUCAAUAUUUGAGGGUAUUAUUUAAUUUGUUGAAUGCUAUCGAAAUUGUACCAGAUUGAUUAUUGACUUGGUCACAUUUUAAAGGGAAUAUACAAUUGAGGGUUUUAGUGAAUAUACACUGUAAGUCCACAUAUCUUUUUUAAUACAAAAAUACUAUUUGGCCCCUUUGAAUGUUAAUCUUCUUUCUCUUGAAACAUUUAGAAAAAUUACUUACUUUUAUUUACAUGUAGGCAAGGAUGUUGAUGACAAUAAAAUUGCUUUGCAGUGAACUUCAGUUUGAUUAUUUUUUCAAGACGUAAAACAGAGUCAUCGAGUCUGAUAGUGGACUUUAAAAAAAUAGUACAUGUAUGUUGGAGGAGACUGCAUGCAGAUAUUUUGUAUUGGAUAACACGAUUCAUCCACAUUUUUCUUCUCUCAACCCAGGAGAGGUGAAUGGAUACCCAGCAGGGAUAAUUCCUUGAAUGAACGAAGUGCUGGAAACUCCAGCUGGCAGCACAUAUGGGGUUUUAUAUAUAGCGAGUCAGUGAAUAGGCAAGAAAAUAGAUAUUGUUACAUACAUGAUCAUAUAAAUUCAAACUUUUUCAGGAGUCUGCUCCUUUUGAAUGUAUAAUAGAUAUACAGUGCCUACUAUGCUGUGAAUACUCAUCACAUUGUAUUACAAAAUAUUACUAGAAUUAAUAGAAUUACAGUUAAUGAGAGAAAAAAUUGAAUUAUUUCUCUCUUUAUGGCUGUCAAAAGAUCAUCAAAGUCUUUUUGAUAUGUAUGUUGUCUGUACUAGUAGUCUAUCUUUAUCAAUAAGCACCAAACAAUCCUGUAGUAGUAGCAUUGUAAAGUUUAGAUUAUAUACACCAACCUAUUCAGUGUUCAUUAUAGUCUUAUAUGUAAGUAGCAAAAUUAAGAAAAGAGAAUCUUAACAGAGUUUUGUAUGAAUGUUUUUGAAAGUUUUUACCUUAUUUGAUUUUAUAUCCCUUAUAACACAAUUUCUUGGUUUAAAAAAUUGUCAUUCUUUUUAUUAGAACAGCUCAAAUAUAUAAGUGCAAUGUACAUUAGAAUUAUCAAUGUAUUUAGGCUGUAGAUAAGAGCUUGCCGUUACAUGAAAUCAUUGUCCAAUCUGACAGUUGAACAAAAAUACUUUUAGAAGUAUCAAUAACUAAAAUGUUUUCAAUAAUUUGUAGCACCUUUGUAUUAUCGUAUAGCAAUAUGGGUAUGCAUUUCAUAUUUUUCUUGUGAAGAUUUGAAUAACUUGAUCUUUCAAGAGCUUUGAGUAAAAUUUCAGAAUGCAUAUUUAAUUGCAUUAUUUCAUUAAAUUUGGGGGAUUGCGUUUUUGAAUUGUAUUGUGAGAAUCUAGGGAACAUGCAUAGGCGCAUUGCAUCCAAAAUGUAUUUGCUUUUAAAAAUAUAUAUUUGAAAUUGCAUGGUCAUUCUCGAAAGUAAAUCACAAUUUAUGAAAAUCAUGACUGCUACCUUUAAAUCUCAUUUGUUAAACUGAAGUGAUUUGAAUGAAAUUUCACUUGGCAUGAGUAUACAUGCAGUGCCAUGUCCAUUGAUCAAUGAGAUUACAUGUUUAAUUACAUUCACCUUGGCUCCUAAUAAUGACUAUUAGGUCAUAUAUACAUAGAACUUUGGGAAAAACACCUUUUGUAUACUGUAUUGGAAUUAUGAUUUGAUUACAUUUUGUGGUUGAUACUGUAUAUGGCAGCAUUAUAUUUGUCAGUAGAUAAACUUAUGUAUGGUUAUUUUCUUCCGGUAAUGUUUCAUUCAUUUUGUGAAGUAUUUUAAUGUUUGUUUUAUGUCACAUGCCUAGAAAGGGCAUGAUUUAAUGUACUACAAAUAUCUUUGCAUGUGUCACUUCAAAUCUUCAACUAUAUCUGUCUGAAAUUUGA